This is a messenger RNA of Hypanus sabinus (Atlantic stingray), 3310 nucleotides long. It is a transcript of the gene pcdh11, whose product is annotated as protocadherin 11. The transcript is spliced from 3 exons. Gene Ontology annotation, molecular function: calcium ion binding. Gene Ontology annotation, biological process: homophilic cell-cell adhesion. The record is from RefSeq and is a predicted model, not a curated record. Lineage: Eukaryota; Metazoa; Chordata; Chondrichthyes; Myliobatiformes; Dasyatidae. Bases 166 to 3258 code for a protein of 1030 amino acids. Gene Ontology annotation, cellular component: plasma membrane.
CUCAGGAGAGGGAGCGCUGGAGGAGCAAACGACCUGCUGCCAACUUCAUCUGGAGCAUGUUUCAGCACUCUGCAAGAUACAGCGCCAUACGCAACGCCGAUCGUCUCUGAAAGCAAAACGUUUGCAAAGAAAUCAAAGAAGUUGACGGCCUUUGCGGAGGGGGAGAUGCGAUUAUUUUCGGUCCAGGAUCUGGGCAUGGAGUUGUACCUGGUGGCGGCGGUGCUGUUUGCAAUCGUAGUCCCGGGGCUGGGGCAGGAGAAGGACUACACGGUGCGGGAGGAGCUGCCGGAGAACGUGCUGAUCGGCAACUUAGUACGGGACCUGAAUCUCAGCGACGCCAACCUGCCGCUCAUCUUCAAGCUGGUGUACAAGACGGGAGACACGCCGCUGAUCCGAGUGGAGGACAGCACCGGCGAGCUCUUCACCACCUCGCACCGCAUCGACCGGGAGAAACUCUGCGCCAACAUCUACAGCGAGACCCGCUGCUUCUACGAGGUCGAGGUGGCCGUGCUGCCCAACGAGGUCUUCAAACUGGUCAAGAUGAGGUUCCUGAUCGAGGACAUCAACGACAACGCUCCCCUCUUCCCUUCCACCGUGAUCAACAUUUCCAUUCCCGAAAACACCGUGGUCAAUUCGCGUUACUCCAUCCCCUCCGCCGUGGACCCCGACGUGGGAGUCAACGGGAUUCAGCACUACGAGCUGUUGAAGGGGCAGAAUGUCUUCGGGCUGGACAUAAUCGAAACUCCCGAGGGCGACAAGUGGCCACAGCUGAUCGUGCAGCAGAACCUGGACAGGGAACAAAAAGACACUUACGUGAUGAAGAUCAAAGUGGAAGACGGUGGGGUGCCACCAAGGUCGAGCACUGCCAUCCUCCAGAUUACUGUGACUGAUGUAAAUGACAACCGUCCUGUGUUUAAGGAGAGUGAGAUUGAAGUCCACAUCCCAGAAAAUGCUCCUGUGGGCACCUCGGUGAUCCAGCUCCAUGCCACGGAUGCUGACCUUGGCCCUAAUGCUAUUGUCCGUUUUUUCUUCAGUAACCAGGUGUCUGCUUUGGCUAGGAGGCUCUUCACCAUCGACAGCACCAGUGGCCUGAUCACAGUGAGGCAGCCCCUGGACCGGGAAGAGUUUCCAGUUCACAAGUUGACUGUCCUGGCCAGCGAUGGCAGCUCGACUCCGUCCAGAGCAGUGGUCACCAUUAACAUCACAGAUGUUAACGAUAACGUGCCGACCAUUGACACCAGGUACAUCAUUAACCCCGUCAACGGUACUGUCUUGCUGUCUGAAAAUGCUCCGCUUAAUACCAAAAUUGCACUGAUUACAGUUACAGACCAGGACUCUGAUUUAAAUGGGAAAGUCACCUGCUUUACUGAUCAUGAUGUCCCAUUUCGUUUGAAGCCUGUGUUUGAUAAUCAGUUCUUAUUAGAAACUGGAGCCCUGCUAGACUAUGAAAGCACAAAAGAAUACACUAUUAAGAUAGUGGCAUCUGAUGCAGGCAAACCACCGUUAAAUCAAUCAGCCACUGUGGUGAUUAAACUGAAGGAUGAGAAUGAUAACGCUCCUGUUUUUAAUCAGCCCAUAAUUGGGCUGUCAAUUCCUGAAAAUAACACCCCUGGUACACAGUUAACAAAAAUCAGUGCUACUGAUGCAGACAGUGGGAAGAAUGCAGAAAUUACUUACCUCUUGGGUCCCAAUGCCCCAUCCAUCUUCAGCGUAGAUCGGAGAACCGGAAUCCUGUCAGCUAUGAGGAGAUUAGACAGAGAGAAGCAAGACCGUUAUGUCUUUACUGUACUAGCCAGGGACGGUGGCAAGCCCUCUAUUCAGAGCAAUGCUACUGUGAUUUUGACUGUGUUGGAUCAAAAUGACAACAGUCCUUCCUUCACACACAGUGAAUACAAUUUCUAUGUGCCUGAAAACUUGCCCAUGUAUGGAACUGUUGGACUUAUCACAGUCACUGAUGCCGAUGCAGGAGGUAAUGCAGCUGUUAGCCUUUCUAUACUGAAUGAUAAAGGCUACUUUAUAAUUGAUCCCACCAGUGGGGUUAUCAAACCUAAUAUUACAUUUGACAGGGAGCAGCAGAGUUCUUAUACGUUUCAAGUCAAAGCUGUCGAUGGAGGUAGGCCUCAACGAACUUCAGUGGCGAGAGUGACUAUAAAUGUUGUUGAUGUAAAUGAUAACAGCCCUGUGUUUGUGUAUCCUUCCUCUAACUUUUCGUACGAGCUCGUAUCUACUUUUGCUAACCCUGGCUCUGUGGUGGGAAAGGUUUUUGCCAUUGACAAUGACACAGGGAUGAAUGCGGAGCUUCGCUACAGCAUAGUCAGUGGGAAUUCCAGAGGGCUCUUUGCCAUUGAUCCAAUGACUGGCAACAUUACCCUGCAGGAAAAAGUCACAACAACAGACCGUGGCUUAUACAGGCUUGUAGUGAAGGUCAUUGAUUUGGGACAGCCAGAAUCCCUGCAUGCCAUAGCACUUGUGCAUUUGUUUGUCAAUGAAACCAUCGAUAAUUUUACAUAUGUCCAAGACCUGGUGCGGAAGAGCAUGGAGACCCCUUUGGAUAAGAAUGUUGGGGAUAGUCAGAUUACCCCUCAGACCAACGAUUACAUUAAAAUUGUUAUUGCCAUCAUAGCCGGGACCAUGACCGUCAUUCUUGUCAUUUUUGUUACUGCUUUGGUGCGAUGCCGUCACACGCCGAGACAUAAGGCUGCGCAGAAGGGGAAACAGAGUGGGGAGUGGGUUUCCCCCAAUCAGGAGAACAGGCAGAUUAAGAAAAAGAAACGAAAGAAGAAGAGGUCUCCAAAGAACCUCCUUCUGAAUUUUGUUACAAUUGAGGAGUCCAAACCAGAUGACCCUGCCCACGAGCACAUCAAUGGCACCUUGGAUCUUCCAGUGGAAUUGGAGGAUCAGACUAUGGGGAAGUAUAACUGGGGCACCACACCUACCACUUUCAAACCUGAUAGCCCAGAUCUUGGAAAACACUAUAAGUCUGCCUCACCCCAGCCCUCCUUUCAAAUCAAGCCUGAGACUCCAGUGCCCAUGAAGAAGCACCAUGUCAUCCAAGAGCUACCGCUGGAUAACACGUUUGUGGUGGGCUGUGACUCCCUGUCCAAGUGUUCCUCGAGCAGUUCUGACCCCUACAGCGUUUCAGAGUGCAGUUGUCAGGGUGGCUUCAAGACUGCAGGGCCAAUCCACACCAGACAGCAAUCUUCCUCCUCAGUGGCAGUGCCCACCCCUACUCCUUGGAAUUGCCACUCACUGCUUUAACAUUCUCUUCCAGUUCAUUAAUCAGGAGGGGCCACUGGAUUUUGAACUCUAG